AAACUAGAUUAUAAAAGGGCGGGUAUAUGUUUUGUUUUAUAUUUUUUAAAAGUUUGAUUUUAAUAUUAAUGUUUUUUUUGUAAUAAUCAUAUUUAUGUUUUUCUUUAUAAUAAUAUUUGUGUAAAAUAUUUUUUUAAUUAUUCGUAAGAGGUUUUGGCAAUUGCAUUGAAUUUGUGAUGUUGCAUUACUAUACACUUGUACCAUAGCGAUUUCACACAUUAAUUUUACACUUUAUUCCUAAACAGUUAUUAAUUUUUUAAAUAACAAAGUAUAGUUAUAAUUUUAUUUAGUAAUCAAAUAAUAAUCUAGAUUUUGACCCACGCUUUAAAAACGCGGAUAUGUUUUGACUGAUUAUUUUGACAAAACUUGAAUAGUGUUAAUUAUUUUUAUAGGAUACAACAUGAUUAUUUGAAACAUUAAAAUUUUGAAGUUUUGCAAAAUCAGGACAUGAAUUUGUUUACAAAUUUUUAUGUUUUUUAAAUAUGUUAAAUAUUUUUGGUAAUGAUAAAUUUUGUACAUGUGGAAGACUUUAUAUUUUGCUAAACAGGUUAAAUAUGAUAUCAUAUCUUGUAUAUCAUUUUUGUAUGAACAUAAAAAGUUGAUAGUUUUUGUGCAUAAAAAAUAAAUUUGAACACAAUGAUAUAAAACAAUAGCAGUGUUUUGAAAACUGAACUGGCCGGACCGGCCAGACUGUGACUUGCACUUCUAACCGGUUCCGGAUUGUGCUAGAAUCGAAUUUGAGUUAAACCGAUAAAUCUGGUAAAAAACGGUUAAAAACCAUGAAAUUUGCUAAAACCGAUGAUCCAGUUUGAUAUUAAAACAUGGUUUUAUGAAAUUUCAAGUAAAAAAAUUCAAUUUUUUAAAAAUAAAUCAUAAAAAUAAUAUUAUUUUAAUAUCUAUAUGGACUAACUUAUUUUUUUAACAAUUUUAAGAAUUAUUUUUGUGGCUACGAAAACAUAUUGUAAUGCUCCAGAAUUAAUAUAUAGGAGAUUACAUAGCUCACUAAUUCUUCAAGUUAUUCAGCAGCUAUAUUACGUUAGAUUCUUCUGUUACGAAGAAUUUUUAAUUACUUACUCAUAUUCCAUAAUUUCGUACAGCCAAAUUCAGCUGAUACUAUUUAGAUCUAUGUAUUUUUAUUCGAGUGGCUUUGAAUAAUUCAAAAAGGUAUAUCAAUAUUGGGAUAAUACCCAAAGGUCCACGUAAAGCCGUCAGCAAUUUUAAAUAGUUUGUAAAACGACAGAAGAAAGUAUAAAAUAAUUAUAAAAAUUUAUAAAAAUGAAAAUCGUGGUCAUUAAGAAAUCAUUCAUCGUCGACAAAAAGAAAUCAUUCAUCAAAACCAUCAAUAAUCUUUGAGUUUUUUCUUCUUCGAGAACGCGAUGAACGACCGCAAAACGCUACUCCAAAGAGAAAUAGAAGAAGAGAAUCGGGCAAGGAAUCAGAUCACCGUUUCGCCUACAAAGUCUCAAAUCGUAGUCACAGACGCAAACGCAGCUUCAACUGGUCCGUCAGAAGUCGCUUUUAACGUUUGCUGCUUAUGUGUAUAUUGUCCUCUUUGCGUUCUGUGGUGCUGCAUCAAGCAGCCUUGUACAAUCGGAUGGCGAGCCAUCCUAAAGGCUAGAGGCCAGUUAAGCCGCUGCACCAGCUGUGGCAGAAGCUAUAGUAGGAAGGUUAAAGCCGCAGAUUAUUCAUCGUUUUCGGAUAUUGAUUCAGAUGAUGUGAAUUGCAAAGCACAUAAUUGCUCAAAACGAAACGGCCGAUUAUAAGAAUUUUUUGUUGACUUUCAUAUAUUCACAAACUUUCCUCAUGCUCUCUUUUCUAAUCUGCGACUUUAAUCAUCAUUAACGCAGACGCAAACGCUAGAGUUGACUUCUUAAUGAUGAGUUAAUGGAAAGUCUUGCGAUUAAAGUCUAUACUAUUAUGAUAAUAUGGAGUUCAAAAGUUUUGUUGUGAUAUACCAAAUAUGUAUUAGUAUAUAUUAUUACUGUGUGAGGGAUAAAGUUAUCUUCAAGGAAUAAAGUUGUGUUUGUUUUGCUCAAAAAAAAAACAAAAAAGUUGUGUUUGGUUUGCUCAAAAAAAACAAAAGUUGUGUUUGAUUAA
Brassica rapa (field mustard) is the source of this 2097-nucleotide messenger RNA. RefSeq lists its product as uncharacterized. NCBI's taxonomy places the organism in Eukaryota, Viridiplantae, Streptophyta, Magnoliopsida, Brassicales, Brassicaceae. The record is from RefSeq and is a predicted model, not a curated record.